Rhopilema esculentum is the source of this 12602-nucleotide messenger RNA. The record is from RefSeq and is a predicted model, not a curated record. NCBI's taxonomy places the organism in Eukaryota, Metazoa, Cnidaria, Scyphozoa, Rhizostomeae, Rhizostomatidae.
AAAAUCUUGGAUUCAUAGAUCUAUUGACACGCCCGCAACUCGGACUUCAUCAACCAAGUCGGCGAUAAUGGAAUGAUUGAUUUUUUUGCAUCAAGAAUCAAAUAAGAAUCAAAAUCAAUACUUGUUUCUUGGCGGCAUGCUUCAUUACAUAUAUCCAAAAAAUCUGGCGCUGAAACAUCUCAACUGCGUAAAAUUAGGUUGCUGUAAAUAUCGUAUAGUGUACGACGACAAAAUAUUUUAUGGAAAGAUAAAAUCGCAUGUAUUGCCGCCAAGUAAGUCUUUCUUCAAAAACAAUCAAGGGUAGCAGUCCAUCAUUUAGUAGUGGUGCCAAAGUUGUGUCCCGUCAAGCAAUACACCGCAAGCUAAAGUGGAGACGUAAGGCCCUUGGCCUCCAUCAUCUGUUGUGGUCCGUGCCAUGAAUGCAGUUUACGUAGGAAUUUUUUGUUUUUUGAUAAUUCAGAGUUCAGAAAAGCUCUCACGGAAUAAAAUUACAAUUCAUUGGAUCAGGAUUUCUAGGUGCUUAGAAUUGUUGGCAGCAAAAUGUUUAACCCUUCUCGGCCAAAUUCGGCCAGCCAAACAAAAUAUACAAACAGGGCUUGAAAAAAGAUUUUUCUUCCUGGCAGCAAAAUAAAAAAUUCAAGAUUUCCUGCGAAGCUUCGACAAAGUUUUCAGCAACUGAAAGUGAUAUUUUAAGUUGCUUGAUUUGUUUUGGAACAGCAAUCAUUUUGUUUCUGCUGUACUAGAUGAGAACAAGGAGAAUUUGAUUGAACAUUCUCAUAGUUUGUUUUCAAGGUUAAAGUUAGUAGAUCUGAAAGCCAAAAAUAACUUUUAUUUAAUUUCAUAUCAUUACUAGCAAACUAGAUACUAUUGAAGAAUUGAUUUAAUACUACAUCUUGCUUUUAGUUUCAUGUUUGCUGCUCAUUUUUAUCAUCAAAGCUAGUAGUUCAUACAACAUGUAAAAACACUAUUUUAUUUUUCAAUGGUUAAAAUCGGGGUGGUGCUAGAGGCAAAGGUGUAAUCCAAAAACGCUUACAUUCUAUAAAGCAAGCGAUGAAAAAUGUAUGCAAAUGCCAAUAGAAAAGUAUGAAAAACAAUGCACACAUCUACACUGGUUUUGAGGCAUGUUCACCUUCAAUACAAUUGACGUAACAAGACUGGCUGUCUUUAAGUGUUUUUACUUAUCUAGAAUGGCUAAUGUAAAGAGAGAAAUGAACUUUGCUUUAGCUUGCUUUAAUUUGAUUAGUAGCUGAAAAUCAUGUCAGAAUUGUCGGAAAUUUGGUAUAACAGACGCUGAUAGUACCAGAUGAUUGUAUUUUUAAAGCUAAUCUUCGUUUUUUGUUAGUAGUGCAGAACAAAAAUUAUACAGUGUGUAUGUAUAUCACAAGAAGACAGCGUUCCGUAGAAAAAGAGUAACAUAAAUUUAAUGUUCAUACUAUAAUCAAGCAAUGGAGAUUUUACUCUAAAAAUUGCCUGGCAAACAGCAACAAUUUCCGGCAGGGCAUUUUCCAGCCCUGUAUACAAAAAAACUACAUUUUGGGCUCAUUCUUUGGAGUAAUAGUGUAAUCAAAAUUGGCUUUGUUUGUUACAAAUGCUUUCAGUUUCAAUUUUCUGUUAUCUUUUACUUUGUUUUUUGCUUCGUUAUUUGCAAUUUUGAGAUUAUUGUGACAAAUUGUAGAUUAUAUUCUCUGCAAAAAUUUUCGUUUCCUUUGUAUUUUGUGGCUUUCAACAUGCGGCCAAAAUUCAAAAGGACAAAAUGGCAACCCUGCAUCCGAUGACGCAGAAACUACUUUGUUGUCCAUGUGGUUCUUUUUGUUGUUGUUGCUGCUGUAAUUGUUGUUGGUUGCUGUUGUUGCUUUUCUCUUUGUUUUCUCUCUUCUCUUAAUCAGUAAUUAAAAACCUCGUGAGUCAUUGAUGAAAUCGCUCGUUUGAGGAAGUCUUAACUGAAGAUCGAUUUAAUAGUAACAUGCGUAAGUCGCAAAGCCACUUGUCCAGGAAAUCUUUAUAUCUUAUUCCAGUAGAAGGAAAAUGUAGUCAUCACAGCAGUUAGCUUAUCUAAAAAUUUCCUGUUACUUUAAAUGAGUCGAAAUAUUCAGGAAUACCGCAGUAUCACUCAAGGGCCUUUCUAUCUUCUCUUAUGGCUAUAGAUAUCCAUUGACUGACUGUCUCUGUUGCGUUGGUUGUCAACCAAAGUCGCUGUUAAAGUGCUUCUGUUUGCUUUUUUUAAGAUGAUCCUUUACACUUUACAUUUAGGUAGUGUAGAUUUUGAAUAUGACAACCAAUUUGACGUAGAAUUACCCCUGUAUCUGUGAAAUGACAGCGAGAGUUAUGCUGCAUGCGAUCACUCUACUUCAACUUUAGUAUUAAUCUUUAUGGAAUUAUUGCUUUAAAAAUUGUAUAACACUCGUAUUAUAUUUUAGCCGAUCUGUGGGAUUUCUAUGCAGGCUAACCCUUUUCCUCGGCAUUUUAACGAGAUUAUUCUUGGUAAGAACAAGAAAUGUCACACGGUAGCAGAAGAGGUUCACAAUCCUUUGAAAUUCAGAUUUGCACUCGCACGACUAUAAAAUAUGUUAUAAGCCUGAGCCCUUUAAACCCCUUCGUAAAGUAAAGAAGAUUUUUAUCUGAUACAACUGGAUAAAAUCUAAAUGGAUAAACAUUUCUUACUUAAAUAACAUGAAAUUACAUGUUGUUGCUUUUUUUCUAAAAAAAUUGUAAAAAAUCAUGAUAAUGUGGCUGGUUUUUCAAAGUUUCACAGCAUAACAGAAGGGCUUCUUCGAAGGGCUGAGGGCUUAUUUGAAGGAGAAAGGCUAAAUCAAAACCCAAUUGCUAGGAGGCUUAUUUGACAGGGGGCUUAGACGAACUUCUAUCGUGGUCAAUUUUAUUGUAUUGUUUCGGGGGAAGUUGAGUUUUGACAUCAUCUAUUUUAUUUUUGUAAAGUGUCAGGAAAAUGCUUUGAAAAGAAUCUCCAGUAAAUAGAGGCAUUGCGCCCCUUCCCUCAUUUAAGCAAAAAUAAUAACAUCAGAGAUCAAGGCGGAAACAAGUUUCAAGACGUUGGGUGCUCCCUGUAAUUUUGGUAGACAUUAUAGCGAGCGGUGUUAUAUUCCCGCUUCUAGGGAUUCGGCUAUUUCUCAUGGGAUAUUCUGAGUCUCACGCAAAAUGUGAUAGGGAUUAGGCGCUGAAUGGGUAACACACAUCCAAGAAAAUUGUUACUAUUCAAAGAUGCAGCUUUAUUAUUCCUUUUUGACUGAAUCUAAGGAAACCAACACCGCUUUGAACUGAUGGAAACUCAUUAAAAGGCCUUUAGAAUAGUUUGCUGUGUUUUAUUUGAAAGUUUUCAUUUCUGUAAGAACCUCGAGUUCUUUGCUCUUUUGUAAUCUUACUAUGUGUUAUCACUCAAGCAUAAAAUACAUACACUAAACUGUGUCGUUAUUUUAAGCUGGUAGUAUCUGAGCUUUACAAUAGCCUUCUCGUCGAUUUCCAUCUUAAAAUCUAGAUUAAUUCUAACAAAUUUCCAGUUUAAUUCAGGAGUUAUCAUAUUGCCUGUAAAGUCUAAUAACGACCGUUGUAGCGUUGAGUCUUUGCGCGGGUAUGUGUGAUGGGUUCCGCACAGUAACGCAGCCUCUUGUCGGAAGGAAUCCCAGUGAAAAAGUCCAAGGCACUUUUCAGUUCACCAUCUUUGUACGCAAGUCCAACUUGCCGAAAUCAGAACAGGAGGCUGAUCAAGUGGCAACUCAGGCCAAACAGCGACCCGUCACAUUUACUGGAAGUUCUCCUCUUGAUGACAUGGCACUACCUAGUGGACAGCCAAAGGGAGCUGGGGCGAGUAAGAGGCCACUUUCUUAUCACCCUCCCUCGUCGUAUCAAAUCCAUUGUGCAACCGAACCGCGUAAUCGAAAUUAUACAACAAACUAUUUUGCUAGUGCAGCUUUUCGUUCACAAGGACACCCAUCUACCAGUCAAGAAUUACAAACCCAACGCAAUAGGACGUCGAACAGCCUUUGUCAUGAUCAUUUAAGCACGCUUUCGUCAGAAGAAUCUGAGUCGCAGGAUGAUGAUGAUGAUAAUGACGACAACGACCCUCAAGAAGUACAAGGGACCCAUGCGAACGAAUCUGAAAUGCCCCAAUCUAAUAAACAGAAUGGUCAUGCCGCAGAUUCUAGCAAAAACAGUUUGGGCAUUUUAAAUGAAGUUUCUGAAUCCUUGCAAUCUACAUCUCAGUCCAGAAAUGGCGAAAAUGAUGACAAUACUGAGUCAUCUGAGUAUGAUGGGACGGGUGCACCACGCACGGUAACGUCACUGCUAAGAUUCACAGAUUCUGGCCCGUCCUUUCAAGAAUUUGUUGAUCAACAAGGCAGCUUGUCCGAAGACUCUUCUAAUUCUUCUUCGGAGGAGCCAGAAGAGCAUCUUACCACAAAUACUGCUGCACGCAACACUGCAUCAGCCAGUGAUUCUGGUAAUACGGAGUCGUCACGUGACCAGUCUUCAGAAGAGUUAGCAAAUGUUGAAUCAGCAGUCAAUAUUGAGUUUGACAGAGAGGAUAUAAUUGCAGACCAGGAAGAAGAGUCAUCUGAUGCAUCCGUCGAUGAUGGAGGAGAUAGCGCUGAGCAUGGAUACGUUGAGAUUGAGCCUGGCUAUGUUGGGGACCAUUCCGAUACAGAGAGCCAGUGCAGCGAGGUAGAAGAAGAUGAAGAGGAAGAUGAUAUAUAUGUAGGAAAUGAUACUCCGCGAGAAAGUAUUGAGGGUUCUGUGCUUGGUGGUGGAGAUUUGCUGAAUGAAUGUCUUGAUAUGCUCAGUGCUGUGGGGUACUCUGACUUAGUUGGCAAUGAAGCAUUAGCAGAGGGUAGCUCAAGCACCGUUUCCGCCGACUCUCGUAUCAGAAACGAGGAAGGAAGCAAUAUCUUUGUCACAAGUUCUAAUGAUGCUAUCUCACUCACACCAAUUAUAGAACAAAGCAAUAGUAAAGAAAGAGCAACUGUGGAAAGUGUAAAUAGAAGAAAGGAAACAGAGGCACUGCAUUUGCAUAGCAAGGACUCAAAAGUAUCUCAUUUAACCAGUUUAGCAGAAGACGCACCCAUCGCUGAUAGUGCACCACUGGUUGGAAAUACCAAGGACCGCAGUUUAGGCAAUGUUAUAUCAGUAUUAGAUGACAUAACCUUUCGUGCUCAGUCACUGCUUAGCGGCUCAGAAAACAACAAGUCAGGCCCGAGUUCUCCUGAAUCGGCCAUUGCUCAAGCAGCUGAACCCACUGACAGGAAUUUCUCAGGUACAUUUGCCCAAGCCAACUUAGCAGAAAGCACAGAUUUUGGAAAUAAUCCAAGAAUUGAAAAUCUUGACGAAGGGUUGCCCAGGUCAAUCAGAGGAGGGUACAAAGUUAAAACUGACCAAAGCAUGGAAAUAAACCAACGAAAUAGGUCCUAUUAUAAAGCUAUUUUUGAUGUUUCUUCGGAUGAUACCAGCAAUGUCGACAGAUCGCUCUGUAAACAGAAAAGUGCUCCUGCUUUCUUGGCCUCCCCAGAUAUCAGUGAUGGAAGAGACGCAAACGUUACUCCUUUGGAUGGAAUUAAGCUUAUUGGGCGAAAAAAAGAGCAAGAUUUUGAGAAUGCUGUAAGCCCAUACUCAAAGCAUCCACGUCCUACUCCCUCUAGCAUAUUAGUAGCGUCAUCGGUAAACGACGGAAGCAGUCAAAAUGAAGGAACGAGUGCUGAAACUACGGCCCCAGAAACCUCACUCUUUUCAUCUCGACAUCGUAUUUUACGUGAAACUGAAUCGGACUCUUCUUCGGUUUCUAGUGCCUUUCAAUCAAGUGCAUCUUCUAAUAAACAUAGAAUUUCAAAUCGCACAGAUAUCGACCCAAACUCUAGUUCGACAGGUGGAGGAGUGAAACUCAAGUACUCUGUUUCGGAUCCGGUUUCCAAAAAUGAUUUUAUGGCAGGCAAACAGUUAAACAAACAUGAUAUGAUAUCUGAAGUGACUAUUAAAACAAAGCCUAAAAGCAAUUUUAGAAAUGAAAAUGAUUUUACGAACCCGGCCUUCAGAUCUGAUCUCAAAGAAAGUGCAGUCGAUGACAAUUUGUGUACUGUUUCGUCAUCCAAUAUCGUUUUCGAUGCCACCAAACUCAAGGGGGAAAGCAUGAGGGAAACAGCUAUAUUGUCAUCAAGUGAGGACUUACCGUCUGUAAGUGCGAAAAACAAACCUAUCGGCAGAACAGACCAACCCCAUCACUUUAAAGAAAUCACAUUGCCAAGUGGAGGUAUACUGCUUGAUUCUAGCAAGAAAAAUAAUCAAGAAACAUCAAGACGUAACAUGCCAUUAGAACGGUCAGAGCCAACGAUGCCACUCAAUACGUUCCCUGUUCCUGAUAGCUCAGCCAAUAGCAGCUCACAACAGUUGCUUGGGGUUUCCAUGAAUGCAGAAACCUUAACAGCUGAAUCUGCUACGUUACUCGAAUCUGAUAAGAGGAAGCCGCCACCACUGCCGCCUAGACAUUCAUCGUUAGAUUAUGGAAAGGACUUGGAAGAGGCUUUGAAAAACAGCACCCAUCGCGAAGAAAUACAGCCUGAAGCUGUUAGGGAUCCUUUUCAAAAUAUUACUGUUCGAAAAGAUAGGAGAGUAAAAGCUGACAAUGUUGCUGCUUCUGGAAGCCAUGCUGUUUCUAGUGUUGUUGUGCAAAAAGAGGAACAUAAAACCUCAUCUGAAAUUAGUGCAGCUUCCUCCAGGCCUAGCAAUACACCAACCUCAGACGUGAUUGUACCGAUGUCUUCUGUAAUUUCGACUACUACUCGUGAUCCUAGUGGGGAUACAAGGCCGAGGGUUCCUGAAAGAGCAAGGGCCAUUGUAAGAACUACUCCAGAUAGUUAUUCAGACCCUUUCAAGCCUUCUCCUGGUCCAGACAAGUCAAGACAGCGGGAAAUCCAAAAUGGCGUCAGGCAUGACCAACCAAAGAGAACUGACCAUAAACAGCGUGUGAGGUCUCCAUCCGAGCCUCCCGUGCCUCUGAAAAACGAAAGGGCGCGGUCCCCAUCGGAGCCACCCUCGCUGCUCAACACUGCCCAACCGCCCUCUAUACCUCUGCGCCCAGAUCGUGACAGGAACACAAAAUUGAGCAUACCCGUAGAUUCAGCAUCGGCAGCACCUACUCCACCUGCAGCAACAUCUAAUGCAGCAAGACAUGCCGCUGCAACUCGUAAGCGUACUACCAAUGUAGCAACUAACAAAGAAAGGCUGAAUGAAGCACCGAGUACUGGAAAAGGACCCAAGGAAAUUCAGAAUUCAAAACCACCUGAUCGACUCCAAGCAAUUGUUCAUUCGGAUUCUCAAGGUGCUACUGGUGGGGCAUCGUCGGCAGAAAGAACAAAGCCCCCGGCAAUGCGUUUUGAUGACAAAGGAGAGACUUUGCCCUCACAUUGGGAGCGUGCCGUCGACUCGCAUGGAAGAAUAUAUUAUAUUGACCAUCUGCACCGAACGACAACUUGGAAAAGACCGAGAAAAGCCCAAACUGCGAAUGAGGGCGACACAACAACAACUGCACAAUUACAACAACAACAUCUUCAGCAGUAUGAUAGAAGAUACCAAAGUUUGCGACGGACCAUCAAAGGCCAGCGACGUGGAGGCGAAUCAAACAGGCCAACCAUCCUCCCUCAGGAGUCGAGACCGACGGAGCCAGAGCAGCCACGGGACCGACCUAGGCAUCUUUCCAGGAGGCAGACAUCAGAGAGCUCCACGCCGCGACAAAAAACUGAACGGACCACCGAGGAAGCAUCGUCCAUAGACGGGCCGCCAAGCAAACCACAACCGACACCUGCAGAUAGGGAUGCAAGAAGUUCAUUUGAAAAUACCCCCGGAUGCAGGUUUAUAAGACGACGGGAUUUUUUUCAGUUCAUCAACAAUCAUGGGAUGGCGAGCCAAUUUCUCCAUCGCAGUGGUCCGUUGAAGCAGACUGUAAACCGAAUACGAGUUGAUCCUUCUAAAUUCGAAAGGUAUCAACACAGUCGUGAGCUUGUCACACUGUUGAACUUUUUCUCGAACCCAGCUGCGGAAAUUCCUUCUGGUUGGGAAAAAAAGGCUGAUCAGUACGGUCAGACAUACUUUAUUGAUCACAAUACACGAAGUACGACUUUCAUCGACCCACGACUACCACUAGAUGAACCCACUGGCCCAGGACCCAGGAGUCGACCUUUGACUUCGUCAGCGACUGCCACCCCUGAGGCAUCAAGUGCAAAGCGUCCACGGCAAGCGGCUACCCCAAAUCAAUCGACCCCAGGAUCUGCAUCGAAAAGCCAAGGGGCCACACCAACCAGUAGACAUGCAACGUAUACAGCUCCACAACCAACAUCGUACAACGAGCGUGUACUGGCGUUUCUGCGACAGCCAGCUAUCGAAGAAAUUCUCAAAAGAAAAGAUGCCAACCUUUCUUCUAAGAAUGCCUUAAGGAGAAAAAUAAUGGUUAUUCAAAGAGAUGGUUUACGGGCAUUAGAUCGCCUUUCCAAUGAUAUAGAGCUGGUCAUGUUACUAAGCAUAUGUGAGGAAGAGAUUCAAGCAUUCGUUGUACCAGAUGCACAGCCGCAGAAUGAAGUAGCAAGUGCUAUCGAAGCGAAAGAAACAAGAGAAUCAAGGCCCCAGGGCACACGAAAGCCUGCACCAUAUCGAAGAGACUUUGAAGCGAAACUUAGAACGUUCCACCGGCAAAUGGUCCAGUCAGGGUAUGGACAAGGACCAGGGAAAAUAAGAAUGAAAAUACGCCGAGAUCACGUGGUCUCUGAUGCUUUCGAACAACUAAUGAAACAGCCGCCAAGGGCAUUGCAGAAGGACCGUUUGUACAUUAAAUUCCUUGGGGAGGAAGGCCUGGAUUAUGGUGGACCCGCACGAGAGUUUUUCUUCUUAAUCUCGAGACAGUGCUUCGACCCCUACUAUGGAUUGUUCGAAUAUUCUGCAAGUGACACUUACACUCUACAAAUAAGUCCAGUGGCAGCCCGCUUCGUCACAAAUUCUCAUUUGUGGCUCCGUUUUUGCGGUCGCAUAAUCGCCUUGUCGCUUGUUCAUCAGCAUUUGCUAGAUGUGUUUUUCACACGAUCGAUAUACAAAGCCCUUCUUCGACAAUCCUACGACCUUAGUGACAUCGAAUCCUUCGAUCCGGAAUUCCAUCAGAGUUUGUCUUGGAUACUCGAAAAUGACAUCACUGAUGUGUUAGAUAUGUACUUCACAACCGAUGAAAUUGUUUUUGACCAGGUAACAGAGAGAGAAUUAAAGCCGGGUGGUAAAUCCAUCCCAGUCACGGAUGAAAACAAAAAGGAAUAUGUCGAUUUAAUGAUUAAAUGGAGAAUGGAGCGAGGUGUUGGAGAGCAGAUGAAACAGCUCGUCGACGGCUUUAAUGAGGUUCUUGACCUGCACAUGAUCUCAAUUUUUGAUGCACGUGAACUUGAGCUGGUUAUUGCAGGCACGGCUGAUAUUGAUGUUAAAGACUGGAGAACGAACACAGAUUAUCGCUCUGGUUACCACGACAAACACCCCGUUAUCCAAUGGUUUUGGAAAGCCGUCGACUCUGUAAACAAUGAACAGAGGCUUAGGCUGCUCCAGUUUGUCACUGGAACAUCGAGCAUUCCCUUUGAAGGCUUCUCCGCACUGCGUGGUAGCACUGGUCCAAGAAAGUUCACUGUUGAUUGCUGGGGUGACCCCGCCAUGCUGCCCAGAGCCCACACUUGUUUCAAUCGACUGGACCUGCCGCCCUACAGAAACUUUGAAGAGCUCUACGAAAAGCUUCUUUAUGCUGUUGAAGAGACCAGUUCAUUCGGUAUAGAGUAAACACUGCCCAAAUUUAAGGUUCUGCCCAUUUUUAAGAAAAAUAGUAUCUGCCUGUUGAAAUAAUAUCUUAAAUAAACCAUGUCAAGAUACUAAUUUAAGCGGUUAUCUCUUUCAAAAAUUCGUAUAUUACAGAGAUACUUUUAGUAGUUGUGUCGACGAAGAAAAUGCUGUAAUUUUAUACUGACAUUCUAAUUCUUUGAAGCUCGGGAAACUUUCUUCUUGUACAAACUGGAAGACUUUAAUUUUCUGUCUUCUGUAAAAAUACCAAGUCCCUUGAAGUCAAACGUACAAAGAAACGCACUAUAUUCCAGAAAAUUAAAAGUAAAUAUUCGAUGUUAAUGCAUAUAGUUGCUGCGAAUUGGCUGCGAAGUUACACUAAGCUGCUCAUUGUUGCAACUUUUUUACGCUUACUAGGUUUAUCUGUUCCCUGCUUCAAAAUUUACUUCCUGCUAGCCUUUUUCUUGGUAUUGAGACAGUUGUGAGUAAAUGUGACCCCUAAUUAACCCCUUCAUCCUCCUGAUGAUUAUAGGUAAAUGCGAGCUUGUUGUAAACUUUAUUUGUAUAUGCUGUUAUUCAUAAUUGCAGAAACAGUUGGAUCCGUUCUGCUCUUUUUUAAAUAGUGUAUUUUUCAAUCACAUAGAAUGUUCUUUCUUCGUUGAAAUUUGGUUAAUGUUAAAUACAAUUUACUCCAAAUUAGCAAAGCGAAACGGAAGCAUAUAGAACAGUAUCAAGAAAAUAUUUUUUUGGUCGGAAAAUGUGUCUCUUAUCGUAAUUGGUCACAUUUUGACUUAGAGCUGUAGAGAUAAAAUAUUUAUAGCACCUUUUUGGUAGGUUUAUCAAAUAUACCCUUUAUCUUUUACACGAACACAUUUAGAUGGAAUUGCCUAGAUGGAAGCAAGAGACUUCGUCGCGUAUCAACACAAUUAAGUGAAAAAAACGCUUUGAUCAAACGUGACAUUAAGUAUCUUAUUUUUGUUAUCAUAAGUAGUGAAAGGGUCUAUUUCCUCAGUCACUUGGUAAUGUUGCCUGGACACGUUUUGUAAAAUUUUCUUUGUAUCGUGUGAUCGUCCAUAAUGUAAUUAGAUUUUGAUGUGAAUAAGCUGCUGGUCUUUGUUUUGCGAAACUUAAACUGAUUAUAUUGUAACUCAUUUAAAUUUAUGAAAAUCCUUCAAUAUGAGCUGACAAUGCUCUCACAAUUGAAAGUACUGGCUGAAACAGUGGAUGUCAGAGAUUGAAUUGCUUAGAUGCAAGUGAAGUAAAAUGUUAUGAAUCAUUACAAUGAGCAUAGCUUAUAGUAAGACUCCUUUCAAAAUAGUAAAUUUAGAAUUCAUGUCAAAAUAAUUGGAAAAAGCAAAGUAAAUAUUAUUUGGUUGCUGGAUUGAUCAACAUUUAAAACCAUGUCACUUGAUUAAGUUACUAUAAUUUGUAAGAAUGGAUAACUUUAAGAAAUUCAAUAACCAUGUUUGAUAAUAAGAUGCUAGGUAUUUACGUUCUUGGUAUGAGGAAUUAUUGACCACACUGUGGGUGAGAAAUUCCAUGUUCUGAUUGAUGUAAGUUGUUAUGCAAUUGCUUUAAGCAAUGCCAUUCAAAAAAUGAUUUUCAAAAGGAAAAACUGAAAAGAUAGCACGAUGCAGAGUCACUUAGAUAUUUUCUUAUGGCACUGCGUCGCUUUGUCCUUUGUAACGACUGUUUUCAGAAAUUACGCUUCUGUUGUUGAUAGAAGCAUCUUUUGAAAUCUUGAUGUUGUUGGUAAUACUUUGUGACUUUUUUCAAUGAGGAAGGUUUACAUACUUAAGACCUGGCGAAUCUUUUGUGUUUCGGCGUUCUCCAUUCUAACUGAGGGUCAAGUCAUCCUUCCUUAGUUGUUUUAAGAAAUUUUUUUAGGGUUUUCAAAUGUUAGCGUUUCUAGUUGUAGGAUUUUGGAUUGUAUUUAGGUUUUUUAGUUAAUUUCUGUUGGUUUUUUUAAUUGUAAUUUUAAUGUUAUUUUACGGGAGUGUUUAAACAUUGAUAUUACUUUCAAACCAGCCCAUGUGCCUAAGAGCUGGCCUCUCCAUAGCUAAAUAACGUAAAUGAAUGAAUUAAAGGGUAAAAGUAAUCAAAACAAUUCAAGUAUCAGAAAUAAUACAUGAUUCAAACUGAAAUUCCGCCAUUUGUUAUUUUCAAAAUUUUUACAGAACUUUAAACAUCCUUUCUAAUUUUUCGAAAUCUAAGCAUGAAGCAUAGUCGUGUGACGUCUUUGCUGUCUCUGAUUAGUAGCGAGACUCUUCCAACAGGGCACCACUAACGUCAUUUGUCGGAUAAGCAAAAUUUUUCAACGAAAGAAAGUGCGUGAAUAAUUUUUGGAAAAGUGCUGGUUACCAAAAUGCCAUGGAGGCAGUUUGCUCGAAUGCUAGCAAAUCAGCACCAAUUGGUUGAGAUGCUUGCAAAUACUCCAUUCAUGAGGAGACUUGCUCAGAUGACACAUUUUGCCUACCGAAGAGCAACCUAUGUUGGUCAGCAAAAAGUCAAUGAAAUCCUCAAAAAUGAAGAACAGAGGCAAAAAGUGAGAUAUGAUCCACCAAAUGGAACUGUCCAAGGAUUUAUGACACGAUUUUUUCAAAAUCUACAAAAAGAAUUUGAAAGAGCAAAUAAAUUGAAGCCCAAGUGAAAUGGGUUAUUGUAUUAUUAAGUUUUUUGUGUAAAUAUGAACUUUUGUGGCUUGCUUAGUUAAUUGUAAUUAAAGGUAUAAAGAGGUCAUAAACAAAGAAGAAGUUUUGCAAAUCUGCACUAAUAUUCAUUGAAUAAUUACACCUGGUUCAGAAGCAUCA